Coniophora puteana RWD-64-598 SS2 is the source of this 1365-nucleotide messenger RNA. RefSeq lists its product as uncharacterized. Lineage: Eukaryota; Fungi; Basidiomycota; Agaricomycetes; Boletales; Coniophoraceae. The coding region runs from base 1 to 1365 and encodes 454 amino acids. The transcript is spliced from 11 exons. The record is from RefSeq and is a predicted model, not a curated record.
AUGGCUGUUGCAAUCACUCUCCUUGAGUCUGGCGCAAUAUACUCAAUCUCGAUGUUUUGCAUGCUUGUAACGUACAGAGCAGAGCUGUACACCGUGACUGCCAUUUACUGGCAACACUAUGUCAUUGUCAUGAAUGCGAUCGUUCCCAUAAUAGGGAUCGCCUUUUCGCUAAUUGUCAUCCGAAUGGGCCUUGCUAGUCUCCUUUUUGCAGCCGUGUCGCUGCGCUCUUUGGAUCCUCAUAACGCUGUUUCGGCGCCCGACAAGCCCGGCCUACAAGAAAUGCGGAUCCGGUGGAGUAUGCAAUUGAUGUGGGACGCACUUACGUGCGUAUGGCGCGACCAGCACUGCGAUUACACACUCCAAGACGAAGCGCUGCUGUGCGGUCCACCACCGCGUUCGCUGCGGGAGAUCGUGAUGCAGGUGAGCACGGAGUACGUGCCGUGGUGGGACACGCAGGGGUUCAUGGCCCUUGUCAGACCAUUCGCACACCACAUCAUGCGUAUGACUGGCGGAUGCUUCAUUGACUUGUCGCCUUUUCUUUUCUUUCACAUCAAGCAUCUGCACUUCCUCCUCGCUGUUGCCAAGGCGCGUUUUGCCAUAGCAUAUAGCCCCGAGGCAGCCCAGGUACGCGUGCGUUCGCACGACUUGAGCUCGGCCUUUUCGAGCUCGAACAUACCAGAGCCAUCAAGGGCGCACAGGAAAGACGAGACGUCUGGCAAGUCAAUCGCAAGGCACCUGUUCAACGCGAUGCGCAGCGCCCUAGGGUCCGUGAACAUCCCCGUGUUCGAGGAUUUACAGGAGAGGGCCGGGACUGCAGAAGCUGGCUCGAGCGACCCGGACGCGCCUAUGCUAGCGCUGAUACUGCACACGCUUACGCGGGCGCUGAUACCGUGGGGCCAGCAUAUAGUGCGCAAUGCGCUGUACGGGAUACCGUUGACGUGGAUUAUACAGAUAGGAAACAGACCCUUUCUGUUCUGGUGCGAGCUUCUCUUGCGUGCGACGCCCGUCGAGGACGGCGGGGACGCGCUGACGCGAGCGGUUAAGCUUGAGUGUCUUCAGACCAUGUCCGAGUUCUUCACCGUGCUCUCGUGGUGCUGGGCGAGCGCGUUCGAGCGUCCGAUCAGGCAGGAUAUAGUGCGCGCGAUCGAGGAUAUCAAAGCCGCUCAGGCGCUUGAUGAUGACUUUGGGCUGGGAGCGUCAAUGGCUACGGGUGGCCUGGAUACCCAUUCGCAGUUAUAUUCGCAUGCGGACGCGUUCGCGAUGCCGGUUCUUCCGGAUAUUGAAGCUGCGAUGCGUGACGCGGGUAUCGUGGACGUGAUUGCGGCGGUAUUAGGAUCGCAUUCAAGCUAUGUCUCGCAGGUAUAG